AUGCCGAGGCUUGCGUACGCAACGAGUUCAAGACAUCCAUCUCAGUUACCUGAAGCAGAAGCACACUCCUGUCCGAGCUCUCCUGCCUUUAGAACGGGCAGUGAACCUUCUCUGAGCCCCACAGUUGUUCAGAAAGUGACCUCUGAGUCGCAAGCAGGGGAAGCUCUUAGGGGAUCCGACAGUCAGCUCUGCCCAAAGCCUCCACCUAAACCCAGCAAAGCACCCCUGAUGAAGCCCCCAGAUUCUCCUUCGGCUUCCCACAGUUCAGAAGGACACUACUGUGAACUGAGCCCUGCCAGAGAUCCUGCAGCAACAAAACAUUUAUGUCAGAAAAACAGCUAUGUGGAACAUCUGACGCAAAAGGAGAGGGGAGCACACACAUUCAGGAACUCUGACACAAGCUAUUUGAUCCUGGAAGAUGACCCUCCAAUGAACUCUGCAGAUCCUUUAGAAGCUUCAACUGAGAUGGCUGAAGAAGACAGCAUCUUUUCUGCACCCGUUUUUGAGACGGUGUCUAGUUUUAAACCAAAUGAUUUUGAAUCCAAACUACUUCCUCCUGAAAACAGGCCAUUGGAACCAUCAAUGUUAAGAAGAGUUAAGGAGCUUUUCACCAAUAACAAUCCAAAGAUUAUUGCGCAGCAUAUUCUCAACAUGGACUGCAAGGUGGCGAGGAUACUAGAAGUUUCUGAAGAGACGAGGAGGAUUAUGGGAGUGAACUCUGGUCUUGAACUGAUUACCUUGCCUUACGGACAUCAACUGCGCCUUGACCUAAUUGAAAGGCACAAUACCAUGGCAAUAGGAAUAGCUGUGGAUAUCCUGGGUUGCACGGUAAAUCUAGAAGACAGAGCAGCAACAUUGAACAGGAUCAUCCAAGUCGCAGUGGAGCUGAAGGACUCCCUGGGGGAUUUGUAUGCGUUUUCUGCCAUUAUGAAAGCACUGGAAAUGCCACAGGUCACCAGGUUAGAACAAACCUGGACCUCUCUGAGACAUCGUUACACCCAGACUGCCAUUACCUACGAAAAACAGCUGAAGCCGUUCAGCAAAGCUUUGCAUGAAGGCCAAGAGGAGUGGAACAAGACCGUCAGUGCCCAACAGAACAACGUAACGGUGCCUCUGCUGAUGCCUCUCGUGACGUUGAUGGAGCGACAAGCCGUCACAUUUGAAGGCACGGACCUGUGGGAAUGCAAUGACCAAAGCUCCGAAAUAAUGCUCAGGCACUUGGCCACAGCUCGUCAGAUGGCCCAGAAUGCAGGAAUGUACAGCUCGACUGCGGAGCGGCUGCUGGAAGGUUUCCAGCCUGAUGAAGAGAUGAGUGAAAUCUUCAAGACGGAAUUUCAAAUGCGAUUGCUCUGGGGCAGCAAAGGAGCGCAAGUUGAUCAAAAUGAAAGAUAUGAGAAAUUCAGCCGGAUUUUAACUGCACUUUCCCGGAAACUGGAACCUCCUCCAGUGAAGCAGAUUUGCAGGUUGCAGAAAUGAUCCUUUAUCUGUGACCACCACAGAAGGCUCCAACGGCACUGCACCAAUGAACGCAGAAAAUCAG
Egretta garzetta (little egret) is the source of this 1540-nucleotide messenger RNA. Its product is annotated as breast cancer anti-estrogen resistance protein 3 homolog. NCBI's taxonomy places the organism in Eukaryota, Metazoa, Chordata, Aves, Pelecaniformes, Ardeidae. The record is from RefSeq and is a predicted model, not a curated record. Gene Ontology annotation, molecular function: guanyl-nucleotide exchange factor activity. Gene Ontology annotation, biological process: positive regulation of peptidyl-serine phosphorylation; small GTPase-mediated signal transduction. Bases 1 to 1476 code for a protein of 491 amino acids. The transcript is spliced from 8 exons.